AUGGGGAUCCUGCAACUCUGGGAAGUGCUCAAGCCAGCGUUUUCUGAUCGGAUCACCAUUGAUAAGUUUGCUGCAAAUUUCGUUUCGCAACAUGGACGACCUCCACGACUUGCAAUUGAUGCUUCGUUAUUCAUUGUUCUGUCGACAUUGAACGAAGCGACAGUGGAACGAAUCGGCACCGGUUACGGAGAUCGGACUAUCCGCAACUUCAUGGCCAAAAUCCUCUACUUAGUGGCUUUGAAUAUCUCAUUCGUUGUAGUUUUUGAUGGAAAAUUCAAACCAGACAAACGCCGGAAUGGCACUCUGGAUUUGACUCGACAGCCAGAUUACGACGAAGAGUUGUCUUUUUUCUUGCAACAGCCUUCACAAUACUAUGCAGAAGGAUGGCCACAAGUAGAAGCCAUUAAACGUAUUCUCCACGAUCUCAAGAUUGAUUACCUCCAAUCGCCCGGAGAAGGAGAAGCUCAAUGUGCGUUUCUCCAGAAGUUUGGAAUCGUAGAUCACGUCCUCUCCAACGAUCUGGAUGUGUUUGUAUUUGGUGCUACCAGCAUCCUCAAGAACUACAGUCGUUUCCAGGAAGAUUUGGCUGGCUCUCCGGGAAAGGGCAAUGCUCCUUCGCCAACAUCAAAGUACUGGGUAACUCCCAUAUCAAUGUCGCGUGUACAAAACACGACAGGGUUAACCCUUCCUCGGUUGAUCUUGCUAGCUUCACUUCGAGGAAAUGACUAUUCAACAGGUGGAACUGGAAUGGGAAUUAAGAACGCUUGUAGUCUAGCCCUAUGUGGAGCUAGCUAUGCUCCUCCCACAGAUAAGAACCCAGAAACAGAUCGGUUUGCCAAGCUUCCCGACUUUUCGGAGCAAUUAAUCACCUGCUUUGUCAAACCGAAAUCUUCUAGCAUUGUAGAACAAUGGAAGCUGAUUCUAGACAAGGAAACUCGUAGGCAGAAACUAGAGCAAUUCUACUACGAUUUGAACUAUACUAUAGCGGGCAGAUCCAAAGACAUCUUUGGUCGUAGGCUUAAUAUGGACAAGGAGUUGGUUAUCGAUGAGUACUAUACACUAGUGUUCCUAUUCCCCUUUGUCAAUCCAGAACUAUAUAAGUUCUUACCUCAAUCGCUUAGUUUCGGCGAACUAAAGGCGAUUGAAAAUGAUGUGGCUAUUCCGCACACUGCUUACGAAUUACAACCUCAGCAGCAGAUGGAAGUCGUCAAGAGACUCAACAGCACCGUUGAAAAUGAAACUGUUUUUGGAACUCUGCAUUUGUUGAUAAUCAAAAACGAAGGUACGACUUCAAUUUCUCAGCUGUUUGAGAGAACAACGUCAAUUUCACUAUUCAGUCCAAUUCUUGAUAUUCCUCGAAAUUAUAAUUGGAAUGCUAAAUACAUUAUACUCAAAUUGAUUUCCUACUCAAAAGUUGACGAUACUUACGUAUCUGAACUUGUGAAUAUUUCCAAGCCUAAGACUGAUGACGGAAUAGAUCUCCUAAUGUUGAGAUUUGACUUUCAUCGAUUGGGGAAAGUCUUUCCUGACAUGAUUGAAGUGAGAAGAUUGGAAUUGCCUGCCGAAUCAACGGAUGAUUUUGCAGACAUUGAAGAUGUACCAUCCCCUAGCAAAUCAAAAUCGAGUAGCUACAUUUGGAUUCCUAGAAUAUUGGUUGAAGCUAUCAAUAAGCAAUUGAUUUCUGAUUUUGAGCGUUUGGAAGCAAAGAAGAAGGCCUCGCCAAAGAAGAAAGCAAAGUAUUCACCACAGAAGUCCACGUUAGACUCCUUUGGCUUGUUCACACAAAAAUCAAAAGGGCCCUCAGAUAAUGCAGAUGUGGAAAUGUUUGUGACUGAACCAAAUACGGCAGUUGCAGCUGGAAAAACUAUGUCCGUCAAGAGACUGCCAGUUAAGAGGAGAAAGUCAUCUAAAAAGGAGCUAGAAACUGGUCAGAAGUCGCUUGACAUUUUCUUCCACAAAAAACCUGUAAAUGAUAAUCCAUUCUUGGAAUCUACUGAGGUUCCUGACUUGAAAUUAAGUGCCAGUAAAGAGGACGUGAAACAGGAGAGACAGACUCUUACCAAUAUACCGGUACUCAAACCUAUAGCUUCUAAACUUAAAAUUCCGUCUUCUUCCAGACCUUCCACUCAUGAAUCAGGGAGUCCAGUCAAACGAAAAUCUUCCUCGGGCAACCACAACGAAAGUCCUACCAAACGUGUCAACCUUGAUGAUGAGACUUCACCAUUCAAGAUUCAUUCCCUAAAUUCUGAUACAUCGAUUCCUUCACUGCUGCAACAUGAAGUAUCGCCUCUCAAGCGUCGUAAUAGAGGAAGAUUAAACGAAGUAGUUGUAAUCGAGAGUGAUGACGAUUAUUUGGAAACGAGUUCACUUAUGGAAAUAUCGCCCGAUCAAGCAGAUUCGCGACUGACAAGCAGGAAGUCAAAGGAUAUUCUCGAUGAUAUAUUUGCUGGGAAGUCAGAUAAAGCGAAACUGUUUCUCGACAACUACUUAAAUAACGAGGAUGUUUUAACAAAUCUCCGAACGCAGACUCAGGAAUUAAUAGGAGUAGCUACAUUUACACCUACAGAUGAUAAGAAAUCUGACACUAUUGCCAAAGAAAAGGAGAAAGAUUAUUUACAAUUAUUACUAGAAGCAAACCAGUUUUCAAGUGGCAACGAAGAUAGCGAUAACGACAGCUCUAACUAG
Scheffersomyces stipitis CBS 6054 is the source of this 2685-nucleotide messenger RNA. Its product is annotated as crossover junction endodeoxyribonuclease. Gene Ontology annotation, molecular function: 5'-flap endonuclease activity; 5'-3' exonuclease activity. Lineage: Eukaryota; Fungi; Ascomycota; Pichiomycetes; Serinales; Debaryomycetaceae. Gene Ontology annotation, cellular component: nucleus; cytoplasm. The coding region runs from base 1 to 2685 and encodes 894 amino acids. The record is from RefSeq and is a predicted model, not a curated record. The transcript has a single exon.